This is a messenger RNA of Closterium sp. NIES-67, 1576 nucleotides long. Lineage: Eukaryota; Viridiplantae; Streptophyta; Zygnematophyceae; Desmidiales; Closteriaceae. The record is from the annotation of a GenBank genome assembly.
UCCUUGCUCGUCGUGAGGCGUCCUUCCUCCCUGGAACCUGCCGCGACACACGAGAACACGAGCCACCAGCGCCCUAGAACGCACCCCCAUUCCUAGUAUCGACGGCCGCAACCCGCCAGAACUCACACGCCUCCAUUGACUUUUAGCGGCGACUCAGACGGUACCUAGUCGCGAAGUCGCGAACUCUCGCGAGUUGUACGAGGCUCCAUUACCCGUUUCGUGAAGCCGCGCAACCGCCAUGGCUUUGGGACAAUGGAGCUCAAAGGUUAGGGACAAUGUAGUUUAACACAGCCAACCAGGAGCAGGGAUGUGGCCAGCGACACAUAGGCGAGGAGCAGCGAAUUCUCGACAGGACUAGUCGUCGUGGAAACUGAAGUGGAUACAGCUUUUAAGUUGGACUAUUAUUCUUUACAUUGGAUUGCGUUAGAUCUGGUGACCGAAUUUAGGGUGUCACCGCAGGCGAGGUGGUGGUGAGCAGCAGGCGCAGACGAUGACGACGACCGAGGUUCGUGACGGCGACCGUCAAGUUCGUCACGGCGAUCGUCUUGCUCGUGACGGCAACAAUCUUACUCGUGACGGCGACGGUAUUGUUCGUGACGGCGACGGUAUUGUUCGUGACGGCGACGGUAUUGUUCGUGACGGCGGCAGUCAUGUUCGCAAGGCAGGGGGGGAUGUGGAAGGAAGGGGGGAAGAGGGAGAUCAUUCGAGAGAAGGGCGGGAGGAGGAAGACGGAGGAAGAGAAAGAGGCGGAGGGGAAAAGGGAAGAAGAGAUGUUGGGGAGGAAGAAAGUGGAGGAGCAAGAGGAGAAAGAGGAGGAGAAGAAGAGGAAGGGGGAGGAGGAGAAGGAGAGGAAGGGGGAGGAGGAGAAGGAGAGGAAGGGGGAGGAGGAGAAGGAGAGGAAGGGGGAGGAGCAGAAGGAGAGGAAGGGGGAGGAGGAGAAGGAGAGGAAGGGGGAGGAGGAGAAGGAGAGGAAGGGGGAGGAGGAGAAGCAGAGGGUUCGAGGGGGCGAGGGACUCGUCCAGAGAAACGGGGGGAUGAGGCGGUAGAGGGGGGUGGAGUGGAACAGAGGGAGGAGAGAGGGGAAGCAGAGAGAGGGGAGGAGGAGGAGAAGGAGAAGGAGAAAGUGGAAGAGGAGGAAGAAGAGGAGGAAGAGGAGGAAUACGUAUAUUUGGACUUGAGCCAAGCGGUUAGAAGGUUGCCACGAAACUGUCGACUCAUUCUUGAGAAUCUGGAUUCGGAGGCGCCAACACUGCACCUGCCAGAUGGCAGCAUGCUGGUUGGGAGCUAUGAGGAGACUCUCGGUUCCUGCCUCUUCUUUCAAGAGUCUCUUGUGCAUGGUGCUGCUGCCCCUUCCACCAACACAUCAGCCCAAUCCACUGCCACAGCUAGUGCUGCUCAUCCACCAUUAGGAGGCGAAGCAACCGCAGGGAAGCAAGAUGGGGCAAUGGAAGGGGAGCGGAAGAGGAAAAGAUGUGUUAAAUACAUUGGUAGAACAGAGCUUAAGCUGGUGUUUAGGAAACUCUCCUGAAUGCAUUUUUUUCUCACUAGUUAAGCAAGAUAAAAGUUAUCAUAGGUC